Messenger RNA from Aureobasidium uvarum, 1044 nucleotides. Lineage: Eukaryota; Fungi; Ascomycota; Dothideomycetes; Dothideales; Saccotheciaceae. The record is from the annotation of a GenBank genome assembly.
AUGCGGCUUUCCAUGACUCUGGGUCUGCACAACAACAUUGCAAAGUCGCAAUUGCCGGAUCUAGCUGCAAGACAAAAGAGAGCACGUCUGUGGUGGACGGUUUAUGCGCUUGAUCGUUUUAUUGCCAGCAAGAUUGGACAUUCUGCAUUCAUCCAAAACGACGAUAUAGAAGUCAGUCCACCUUCAGAUACUGGCCUUACCGAUGCGCANAAGGGCGAUGUGGUCAGCGCCGAUUAUCUCUGCGCGAGUAUGCGGCUGGCGAGCAUCGCUGGUGAAACGAUUUCUACCUUGUACAGUCGCAAGAAGAAUGAUCGACCAUUUGUUCAGAAGGUGCAAGCCAUCUUCAAAAGCCUUCGAGAUUGGUCGGCGACACUACCGGAAAGUGUCAAGAUGUGGCCAGACAAGCCCGCAAGCUGGCAUAUUGUCGCUCUACAUCUCUCCUUCAAUCAAUGUGUCAUCCUCGCCACAAGACCAACCUUGCUCCAAGUCUUUCAUGUCACCAACCGCACGAAUCGAAGAGAUGAGAUUCCUCAAGCUACAUUCAUGCUGGCCGAGACCUGUGUGCAUACUGCGAGGCAUACCUGCCGUCUCAUAACCCAAGCCUGGACAGCACUUCCAGCUCUAGAUUAUUCGUCGGCGCAGUAUCUCUAUGCUGCUGCGACCAUUCUUGCGGUCUCUAGCCUCUGUCUCGGGUGUAGUGGUGCACAGGCAGACAAGGAGACAUUCCAAUCUGCACACCAUCUCAUGAAGCAACUCGAUCGGCUAGGAAACAUUGCUGCAAGAGAAUUCUGCCAGCACCUGGACGCUGUUCUCGAGUGCAUCUCGAAAUUCGAGGCCGAGAAGUCUGAGCAGUUGCUGGGAGUCGCGCCGCAACAACUGUCAAGCAUUGAUCCGCUACGAAUGGACGAGAUGACGAGCGAGAUGGCAAUUUUUCAGAAUGUGCAGGACUUCUUGUCGUAUGAUAACGCUGAUCUGGAAGCGCUCUUUCCUUUUGACGCGACCGAUAUCUGGCCGUAUGUGUCGAUGCCGGACUUUGAGGCGUGA